Molecule: messenger RNA, 1116 nt
Organism: Brugia malayi
Lineage: Eukaryota; Metazoa; Nematoda; Chromadorea; Rhabditida; Onchocercidae
Exons: 10
Coding region: 1-1116 (371 amino acids)
Biological process (GO): 7-methylguanosine mRNA capping
Cellular component (GO): nucleus
Molecular function (GO): mRNA 5'-cap (guanine-N7-)-methyltransferase activity
Source: RefSeq, a predicted model, not a curated record
AUGACUGAUAUUGGUAUGGAAAGCAAUGAAUUAUCAAGAAAAGAAACAAAAAGUAAAAAUGAAAUUUCAAGUGCAUCAGCUCAAGUUGCUGAACAUUAUAAUGCAGUACCACAGAAGGGUGUUGCUGAGAGGACAAGCAGUCGAAUAUUUUAUCUUCGAAAUUUUAACAAUUGGAUCAAAAGCAUGCUAAUUGCGGAAUUCUUGGAAAGAUUGCAAAAAGAAAUUUGUUCAAAAGCAACCGUACUUGAUUUAUGCUGUGGUAAAGGUGGUGAUUUUUUAAAAUGGCGUAUUGGAAAUGUUGGUCAUGUUGUUGCAACAGAUAUAGCAAGUGUUUCAUUGGAGCAAUGUGAAAAACGAUAUAAAGAUAUGAAAGCACGAGAAAAUCCAAGACGGCCAUUAUUUAGUGCUGAAUUUAUUGUUGCAGAUGCUACAAAAGAUCGUCUAAUAGAUCAUUAUUGUGAUCGCUUUAUAAAAUUUGAUAUGUGUAGCUGUCAGUUUUCACUUCAUUACUGUUUUGAAAGUGAAAAGCAAGCACGAAAAAUGAUACAAAAUGCGGUAGAGCGAUUAAAACCAGGCGGUUAUUUUAUUGGCACAUUACCAGAUGCUGAAAGAAUUAUGUACUGUAUUAAAAAUUCUAAAAAUGGAACAUAUACCAAUGGUAUUUCAUGUCUAAUGUACGGUGAUGUUGAAGCACUUAAAGAUAGCAUUUAUCGGCCACCUAUUUUUGGUGCAUUAAUUCAUUUUUCACUUGACACACAGGUCAACUGUCCAGAAUACCUCGUGCAUUUUCCUGUUCUUGAAAGAUUGCUUGCUGAUUGUGGAUUGAAACUGGUUUACAAGAAACGUUUUCCGGAUGCAUUUGAAUAUUAUAUAAAUGAAAGAAAUGGACGAGCAUUAUUAGGUCGAAUGCAAGCAUUGGAACCUUUUCCACCUGUUGAUGAUGUGAAGUUAAUGGGACCAUCAGAAAGUUAUAAAUUCGCAGAGACGAAGUUAAAUGAAAUCAUGGAAGAACGUUUAGAAGCAGGAUGCGUUGGAAUGGGAACACUAUCGCAAGAUGAAUGGGAAAUUGCAUCAAUGUAUCUUGUUUUUGCUUUUCAACGAGAAAAAAAUGUAUGA